ACACACACACUCUCACACACACACACACACACACACACACACACACACACACACACUCUCAGGAGGAGGAGCGGUUUAUUAAAUCUUCAUGUCCUUUUCUUCCUCACAUCAUCACCUCUCUCUCUCUCUGGUGCUGAAAUCAGCUGCUGAUCGAUAGAUUCGGUUAUUGAUCCAGAAUCACUCUGCAGUUUGUACUUUUUUCAGAUUUUUAAAACAUUUUUAUCUGGAUUUUAAAGUAGGAAAAUGACGUCACAAGCAAACUAAUAUUUUCAGUUUUCAUCCUUCCUGCUGAUGUUUCCGCUGAACAUCUGAAGAGAUGGAGGUUUCUGCCUCCGGCUGCUCCAGGUUCCGCAUCGACUCCCUGCUCUCCCUCAGGCCGCCCGGCGCGCUCCUCUCCCGGGCAGACCCUCCGGAGCUCAGCCCGGGCAGCAGCAGCGGCUGGUCGGCGCCUCCUUCCCCGCAAAGAGAGCCUGCUCCCCGGCUGGAGCCUGCUCUGCUGCCCGGUCACCCCCCGCUGCUCCAGCCCCGCACCGUCAGCUCCUCUUUUCUGAUCCGGGACAUCUUAGCGGACUGUCGGCCGUACUCUGACCCGGGACAGGUCUACUCUGACCCGGGACAGCCUGAGCUGGAAGCCGAGCCGUUCCAGCCCGGACCGGAAGAAGACUAUCAGGAUAAAAGCAGCUCCUCUUCUGACGGGGAAUCCAGAGUCCAGGGCGGGGCCCCGGACCCCGCGGCGGGCCGUCUGAAGAAACCUCGUAAAGCUCGGACGGCGUUCAGCGACCAGCAGCUGUCGAGGCUGGAGAGAAGCUUCCAGAAACAGAAGUACCUGAGCGUCCAGGACCGCAUGGAGCUGGCUGCUUCCCUGCAGCUCAGCGACACCCAGGUCAAGACCUGGUACCAGAACAGGAGGACGAAGUGGAAGCGUCAGUCAGCGGUUGGUUUGGAGCUGCUGGCUGAAGCCGGCAGGAUGUUCCUGCCCGCACAUUACCUGUACCCUCCUGCCCCGCCCGCACUGGACCUGGACCUGUACCUGUACCGAAGCCACGUCCCCCACCACCACCCAGUCCCGCCACUGCUGCCCCGCGUCCUGACCCACAUCCCCGCUGACACCAGCACACUGGGCAGACUGGGAUGACGACACACAGGAACACCAAAUACUCUUUACUCUUUCACUCUUUACCUAAAGUUAAGAAGACUGUUAUUGGCCCUUUUCCACUGCAGGAGCUUCACGAAACGUGUCCAUGGUCUCUGUUCUACGCCCGCUUUGGGGACAAGUUCCUGGAGCUGAAUCUGGGCUGCUCAGGGGUGAUACUGAAUCCAAGUUCAGGUACUUUCAGGGGUUGGAGGCGAUGACGUCGACCGCGAUCGGUCGAGCAGAUGAAACUUCACAUCGCAACAAGGACGACUACAGCAAACACAAGUGACGGCGUUACUGCUGCGCCUGUGUGGAGCGGGACAACCUGUCCAACCUGGACAAACCAACCUGUCCAGGAUUCACUAGGACGCCAUUCAGACGGAGCUGCAGACCAGAAGAUUUCUCAGCAAUACGACGCGCAGCCGAACAAAACGGGGGAACUUUAAAACUUUGUUUUGUUCAUCAUCUCGAUCCGUGAUUCAAACACUGAACUCGUUCACCUCUGACGUCUGAAGGGAAGGAAGGCGAGCCGUCAGACGAGCUGAUGGCUGGACUGGUGUUUUGAACGUGUCUGCAGUUGUUAUAUUUCAGUUUUUAAAAGUUUCAAUAAAUAUGCAAAUGAUUCU
This is a messenger RNA of Siniperca chuatsi (mandarin fish), 1761 nucleotides long. RefSeq names its product BarH-like homeobox 1a (gene barhl1a). Gene Ontology annotation, cellular component: nucleus. The transcript is spliced from 3 exons. Gene Ontology annotation, biological process: regulation of transcription by RNA polymerase II; cell differentiation. Bases 317 to 1135 code for a protein of 272 amino acids. NCBI's taxonomy places the organism in Eukaryota, Metazoa, Chordata, Actinopteri, Centrarchiformes, Sinipercidae. The record is from RefSeq and is a predicted model, not a curated record. Gene Ontology annotation, molecular function: RNA polymerase II cis-regulatory region sequence-specific DNA binding; DNA-binding transcription factor activity, RNA polymerase II-specific.